This is a messenger RNA of Chiroxiphia lanceolata (lance-tailed manakin), 1630 nucleotides long. RefSeq names its product mitochondrial inner membrane protein MPV17 (gene MPV17). The record is from RefSeq and is a predicted model, not a curated record. Gene Ontology annotation, cellular component: cytoplasm; membrane. The transcript has 6 exons. The coding region runs from base 470 to 1183 and encodes 237 amino acids. NCBI's taxonomy places the organism in Eukaryota, Metazoa, Chordata, Aves, Passeriformes, Pipridae.
GCCAGAGGCCCAGCCAGGCAGCAUCCCACCGGGGACACUGAUCUGGAAACAGGGCCAGGAAGCCGUGCCAGCAGCCGGCCACAGUGAGGGGCUGGGGCAGCCCGGGCAGUGGGGAGCACAUCCUGCCUGUCCUGGCUGCUGGCAGAGCCACAGGCAGAGAAUGGCUCUCCAGAGAGGAAUCACAGUCAGCAGAGCCUGCCUGGUGCACAGGGAGAGGUUUGGGAGAGGCUCAGGAGAGGCCAUGGUGGGGAGCACAGGCAGCAGCCAGAUGGACUGUCCUGAGAGCCCCAGGCACCACAGGCCCUGGGUGACGGGUGUUAAUCAGUCUUUCACAACAGGUCAGCCCCAUGCCCAGGGCACCAGGAGGAGAUGCAGUCGGGCACCCUUUUGGCCAGAGAUGCUGCAGCGUCCUGAGAGGCCCGAGGUGCUCAGCAGGGCUCAGUGCAGGCAGUGAGGAGCUGCAGCCAGGAUGGAGCCCGUGGGGCCAGAGCAGGCUCAGGCAUCCCGGGGCAGGGAGCAGCAGCAGCAGCACUGGGGCAGGGGGCCCAGCCAUGGGCAGGGCAUGCGGGGGUCUUGCCCACCUGAAUGGGCUGUGCUGGUCGCAGGGGCCCUCAUGGGAGCUGGGGAUGUGAUCGCACAGCAGCUGGUGGAGCGGCGGGGGCUGCGUGGGCACCAUGGCCCCCGCACCCUGAAAAUGAUGGCCAUUGGCUUCUGCUUCGUGGGCCCUGUUGUGGGCAGCUGGUACAGGAUCCUGGAUCGGCUCAUCCCGGGGAACACAAAAGUCGUGGCUGUCAAGAAGAUGGUUCUGGAUCAGGGGGGCUUCGCCCCGUGUUUCCUUGGCUGCUUUCUGGCCAUCACGGGGGCCAUGAACGGGCUGUCAGUGCAGGAUAACUGGUCCAAGAUCCAGCAGGACUACACAGACGCCCUGAUGACCAACUACUGUGUGAGUGCUGGCGGAUCUGGCCACCCGUGCAGAUUGCAAACUUCUACUUCGUGCCCCUGCAGCACAGGCUGGCUGUUGUCCAGUGCGUUGCCAUCGUCUGGAACUGCUACCUCUCCUGGAAAGCAAAUCGGAUGUGAGGCAGAAGCCGUGUCCCACCCCUGUCCCCAACCUGUACACUACCUGACCCUGCCACACCUCGGGAGCCCUUUGAGUGGGUGCCUGUGGCUGUGGACAGGCUGAAACAGGCAGAGUGCUGGCAGCAGCUGUCCCUCUCCUUGGGGAGACACCAUCACCACGGCCCCCACUGCCCCAGGGACACACUGGGGAGAAGAUGGUGCCAGGGCACCCUGAGACAGGCCUGGAGUGGCUCCGACUCUGGCUCCAGCUCUGGCUGUGCCGUGUGGCAGCUCUGCCUGCAAUGUGUUUCUCCAUCCAUGCUCAACCCUCUCCUGGCCCCUGCCUGCAUAGAGUCCUCCUGCCCUGGGCAUCACUCUGCCCUUCCCCAUGGCACAUCCCUGGAGGAAGGAGUGGGAGUGCCACUGGGCUGGGGCUGACCCUGGGCUGGCAGUACCAUGGGCACAGAGCUGGGGUCACUGCAGGCUGGGGGUGCUUCCCCUGAAAAUGGGGUUUGGUGUGACUCUGCUGUAGACAGUCAGAGCACCAAUAAAUGGCAUUUUUCACUCUCGA